Messenger RNA from Thunnus maccoyii (southern bluefin tuna), 1125 nucleotides. RefSeq names its product testis-specific serine kinase 6 (gene tssk6). The record is from RefSeq and is a predicted model, not a curated record. Gene Ontology annotation, cellular component: cytoplasm. The transcript is spliced from 2 exons. The coding region runs from base 93 to 1070 and encodes 325 amino acids. Gene Ontology annotation, molecular function: tau-protein kinase activity; protein serine/threonine kinase activity; ATP binding. Gene Ontology annotation, biological process: microtubule cytoskeleton organization; intracellular signal transduction; protein phosphorylation. NCBI's taxonomy places the organism in Eukaryota, Metazoa, Chordata, Actinopteri, Scombriformes, Scombridae.
UACUGAUCUGACUCACUACCAAACUAACCUAACCUAACCUUUUGAAGAGUAAAGGCCUUUACUCAGCUGACUGUGUCAUCAUUAUACAUACAAUGAUUGAUAAGUUGUUCUUGGAGAAGAAUGGUUACACGUUUAAGAGCAACCUGGGAGCAGGCAUGUAUGGCAAAGUUGUGUGUGCAUACUCAACCCAACGGCAGCGGAAGGUUGCCAUAAAGAUUGUAGACACAAAAAAGUUCAAUUCUGAUAACUGGGAGGUCUUCCUGUCUCGGGAGAUGGAGAUCAUCAGGUCUUUGAAUCAUCCCAACAUUGUCAAGACUUACCAGAUUUUAGAAAUGAAAAAGAACAGGACAGUCUAUAUGGUGAUGGAGCUUUGUGUAGAAGGUGACCUCUUGAAGUAUAUCAAAAACAAAGGGGCCUUACCUGAACACUCAAGCUGCAGGUUUUUCACACAGCUGUGUGAGGCGAUCCAGUAUCUUCACAGCAGGGAUGUGGCACACAGAGACCUGAAAUGUGAAAACCUGCUGCUGGACACGUUUCUCAACCUCAAAGUGUGUGACUUUGGGUUCAGCAAGAGGCUCACUUACACGGAUGGCCAGAUAAAGCUGAGUGAAACUUAUUGUGGCACCCCAUCCUAUGCAGCACCUGAGGUUUUGAGUCGUUCUCCAUACAACCCCAAAGUGUCUGAUGUUUGGAGUAUGGGUGUUGUGCUGUAUAUGAUGCUCUAUGCAUCAGAGCCCUUUAAUGCCACCAACAUUGGGAAGAUGGUGGAGGUUCAAAAGAAGCAUAGAAUCAGCUUCCCAAACAGUCCGUCCGUUUCAUCGGAGGCACAGGACCUUAUCCAAAGCAUUCUGCACCCUAUUGUUGAGUGGCGCAUUACAAUCAGCAACAUAUUACAGAGCACCUGGAUGUUGAGGAGAGGGAGAAUGGAGGAGAGUGAUGAGGCCUCCACCUCAGUCUCUGACUCUGGACAAGAAGAACCUCCAAGUGAAAAGGCCACAGAGGACAAGGAACUUUCAAAUGAUAUUUCAGAUCCAGGAGAAGGACCAUCAACUGCUGCUGAAAGACAAUGACAAAACAUUGAAAAUAAGAAGCUGACAAAAGUUAAAAUAAAAGCAUUCACUAUCA